AUGCGCAAUAUUUAUGCCAAAGCCUGCACAACUUCAACAGAAUUACCUCCUCAUGUAUUUUUUGUUGCCCAGAGUGCUUUUGAUGGAAUAUGUUCUCCACCUUCAGUUGUAACCUCUCAAUCUAUAUUGAUAACUGGAGAAAGCGGUGCCGGCAAAACAGAAAAUACAAGAAGAAUAAUUGAAUAUUUAAUUAAUGUUUCUGGAAAUUAUUCACAAAAAACGCCAAAUUUAAACGAGGGAAGAAAAAGCAUAGAUUCUGCCCUAUUAGCAGCAGGGACUGUUUUAGAAGCUUUUGGAAAUGCUCAAACAAUACAUAAUGAUAAUAGCUCCCGUUUAGGGAAAUUUAUAAGACUUGAGUUUGAAAAUGGUGGCAGACUACGAUCAGCAUGCAUCGAUUGCUAUUUAUUGGAAAAAUCUCGCGUUGUAUGCCAGAAUCCGGGAGACAGGAAUUUCCAUAUUUUCUAUCGACUUCUCAAAAAUUCUUCGUUUUUGGCAUCUGAUAAGGCUCAAAAAAUCGCAAAUAAAAUAUUUGGAUAUUCUUUAGUCGAAGCUGAUUUAUUUAGAUUUUUGAAUCAAGGGAAUAUUGCCGAAAAGAGUGUGCAUGCUAAAUUUGUUGAUGAUCUGGAAGGAGGACGUGAGACUGAGCAAGCAAUUGAUCAAUUAGAAUUUACAUUGAAUGAAAAGAGUUGGAUUCGAGAAUUAAUGUUUGCCUGUAUUUUAAUUGGCCAAAUACGUUUUGGAGAACGUUCGGGGCUCGAUAUGAGUUAUGUAGAGGAAAUGUUGGAGAUUGAGGCUGUUAGUGAAUUACUUGGACUUAGCCAUUCGUCUCACCUUGUGGAUGCUUUAACUCAACCAAGUAUUAAAGUUGGAGAUGUUUUUAUUAAAAGGAGCCAACCUUUACGUAAAACACAAGCAUCUGCGCAAGCUUUAGCUAAAUGUUUAUACGAAAGAGUAUUUAAUUGGAUAUUAGCAAAAUGUAAUAAAGCUAUUGGGAUAAAUAAUAAUGAGGAAAAUGAAAAUAAAGAAAUGAAAAAUAAUAAAUUUAUUGGUGUUUUGGAUAUGGCUGGAUUUGAAAUUAUGGAAAGAAAUUCGUUUGAACAGCUUUGUAUAAACUUCACAAAUGAACGUUUACAACAAUUUUUUAAUGAUUUUUUGUUUGUUCGAGAACAGCAAGAAUAUACUCGUGAAGGUAUUCAAUGGACAGAGCAAUCUUAUGGAGAUGAUCUCCAACCUACAAUUGACUUGAUUGAGAAGCCUUUGGGAAUACUUUCAUUAUUACAAGAAGAAUGUAUUGUGCCUAAUGGUUCAGAACUUUCGCUUUUAGAGAAAAUGUUUCAAAGAUUGUCUCAUACAGCUCCAUCUGUGUUUUCCAAAGCAAAACAGACAUCUCGAACAUUAAAUUCCGGUCAUUUCACAAUUUGUCAUUAUGCUGGUUCUGUAAUUUACAAUGUCGAUGGAUGGCUAGAAAAAAAUCGGGAUUCUGUCGAUUCAAAUAUUUUACAAGUUCUGGCCAAUUCCCAACAUCCUUUAAUUUUCCAACUUUUUACCAAUUCUCAAUUAAUUUAUUCAAAAAGAAAAGGCCCAGCAAUGGCACAAGCAAGCAUUAGCUUUGUUUAUAGAGAACAAUUAAAUAAAUUACUUGAGACUAUUAAACAAACUAGGGCACAUUUUAUUAGAUGUAUUGUGCCUAAUCAUCAAAGAAUACCCUUUCAGGUACUUUUGUGUAAUGGUGUAUUGGAAGGUAUAAGAAUAUGUCAAAGAGGUUACCCAAAUCGAGUUCGCUUUGAAGAAUUUAUCUCUCGAUAUCGAAUUCUUUCAUUUAAAAGCCAAGAAUAUCAACAGAAAAAAUUAUUAAAUGAAGAUCCUAGAAUUUUGGUUGGAAAUUUAUGUGAGGACUUGGAACUUGACGAGAAACGAUUUCAGAUUGGAAGAACACGAUUAUUUUGUCGAGUUGGACUUCUUUCUGAAUUAGAAUCUCGUAGACGAAACAAACUAAGCCAAACUUUAACUGAUUUACAAGCUUAUAUUCGUUGGUAUUGGGCACAAAUUGAAUUGAAACGGAGGAGGGAUGAAUGGGAAUCAUUAUUAACAAUUCAACAAUCACUUCGUUACUAUAUUCAACUAAAAUCUUGGCCUUGGUAUAGACUUUAUCAAAAAGUAUUUCAAUUAAUUCCUCUCGUUUUGGAUAAACGGAGAUUGAAUGAAUUGUUGGCAGAAAACAAUGAACUUAAUAGAAAACUUGAAGAAAGUAAUGAAAAAUUGCAAAAGACAAAAAGAGAUUUGAGUGAAUUUAGGUGGGAGAAUAAUUUUUAA
This is a messenger RNA of Meloidogyne enterolobii, 2313 nucleotides long. Lineage: Eukaryota; Metazoa; Nematoda; Chromadorea; Rhabditida; Meloidogynidae. The record is from the annotation of a GenBank genome assembly.